AAUAUGCAAUAGUGUAUGGCAGAAGGCUAAUUCUGUAUAAUCUGUUAUACAUUAUUUUAAAUUUAUUUUAUAGUAUAUUAUUUAAUUACUAUUUUUAUUUUACAAAAAUGAAUGUUUAUUGUAUAACAUUUCAUAAUCUUUCAUGCUUCAGUGGUUCUAUAUAUAUUGUUUCUCCUUGUUGCACAGGAAAGUUAAAAUGGUGGAUAUUGUAAUGCAAACAAUGCCUGCAAAAAGUGAAGUACAUGUUGCCAGAAACUUUCUCACCAAGAUUUUAAGAAGUUCUAUGAGGUAUUGUCCAGCUGUUGCUGUCUGUUUCGUGACCCCAGCCCUGCAUGACCCUGUAGACCCGAGUAUCACAUCCUUUGCCAUGUGCUGUGUUCGCUGUAGGUGUGCUGUUCACGUGGAAGAUGGGGAUUACAUGUUAAAGAUGAUUAUCGUGUUUCAUUUUCACUGGCUUCUGUAGAACCCGUGACAUCAGUGCAGCAUCUUCAGUGUUUUCUGUUGUCUUGUUGAUGAAAGUUGAUUAUAUGUCAAAAAUAAACUGCUUGUGUUUAUAGUGUUUAUCUGAUUGUCCCCCUCCUUUUGGUCCUCACAUGCAUUUCAGGAAAAAACACUCCAAAGGGAGGAAUGAAUCAUCAUGUAAACGCCAUUCGUUGCACUCCGCUAAAUCUACAGAUAACCCCACCAUCUACAACCCCAAAUCUGGACCUAACCCUGUACCUGACCUCACUUCGCAGACAAAAUAUGAUCCAGGGUCACCCUCAAAAGACUUCGCCAGCUGUUGGGGACAGACCAAUCUGCGACAAGUAUCCUUCCAGUUAAGCUCUAUUGGAAAUAUGGAAAGUGUAGAGCCCUCAUCUCCCUCUUUCUCUAAAGAGCACCCUUUAUUGAGCAAAUCCACUGGUGAAGCAGAUCACCCAGUGCUUGAGAGUGUCAACAGCAAACCUACUUCUGCAUGUAACCCAUUUUUAUCAGGCACAGCCGACCAUGGUACUCCUCGGGCUAGCACAGAGGGGAUGUUUUAUAGAGGCAUUCCCAGUGAUCUAGGAGUUCCCAAUGACUUCCAUAGAUGCCUACCGAUCCCAAUUGGCAAUGGUGGACGAGUGAGUCCCAGCGUGGAGGAGCAAGCUAGCUCCGAAUUGUCCUCCAAAGGGAAAUCCAACCAUAGACCUGUGUGGCAUAUUCCUGAGAACAAGAUGUCCACUACUCAAGCUCCUUCUCCACCCUUGCGUAGUGAUAGUUUCACUGCCACCAGAGUUCAUGAGAAGAGCUUGGUGGGAUCAUUCCCUGAAGGACUUUCUGUUCAUCCGUCAAAGAAACCUUACUGCAAAGCUGUUGACGGGUAUGAAGCGAGACUCGGCUACAAUCCAUCUCCAAAAAAGGACUUUCUUCAGCCGUGUCUUUUGGUUAAGGACUACCCUAAUGAGUUAAUCCCUACCCAACUCUUUUCCAAUUCAAGCACUGAUGUCAGACAAGGCCAGAAUCCAUUUACAUAUGAACUUCAGCAUCAGAGACAGCACAGCGAUGAUAGAACCUUUUCUGCCUGCCCCAAAUCUGCAUGUUCCCCAAAGACCCAAAGUGUUGGGAGCUACUACCAAAGUCUUCAAGAUUUGCCCACCAACACUGGCAGGCGAAAUCAAACCAGAACCUCCAUGGCCUUUGACCCUAACCAUGAGGGCCAGGCUCAUUUCCGUUACUACUGCAUCACUGCCCAGCAGCCAUACUUGGAAUCACCUAUGCAGAGUUGGUUGGGAGAUGAACGGAGGUCUAAAAUGGGGACCUCCCAAGGUGCCACAAGCAGAACCUUUGUUGGUUCUCAAAAGGUUGUGAAGACAGAGUAUACCCAGCCGUACCUCAGUGUAUGUGAGAACAAGAACUCCAAUGCUUACAGCAAAGAGGCCAUCAGUCCUCCUUUAUCUCAAGCCAUGUCCCCUGUAACAAACCAUCUGAUUUCAGAGUCCAGCUCCGGGGAAAGAGAGACUCCAAUUAAGAAAGAGGGAAUUAAGCUGCAGUCUUCUAGGCAUGUACCAAAUUUACAGACGGAGCAGAAGAACUCUGUGUCCACUUACCAACAGGACAAUCCAUGGAUCAUCAAGCAGGAUCACAAGAUCUCUCCACACAAGACACCCAUGUUUCACUCUUUUGCCCAGGAGAGCAAGAAGAUAGCAGAAAAAUCAGUAACAUCCAAAGGAGGUGGUCAAAAAUCAAGUGAUGCCAUCUGUGGCAAACAGGGAAGACAGAGUGACCGCUAUGCCACAACACUACGCAACAAGAUCCAACAGAAGAAAGCCCAGCUUCAGAAAAGCAGAAGUGCCACUACCUUGACCUGCUCAAGUGAAGUUGAGGAGGACUCUGACAUCUGGAAGUCCAAUGAGACCUCCACAUCAUCAUCUGAUGGUUCCUUCUCCAACACCUACAAGGAUCAUCUAAAGGAAACCCAAGCCAAAGUUCUGAAGGCCACCUCAUUUAUGAGGAGGGACCUGGAGCUUCCCGGGAAAGAAGUUGUGCUUGGUCAACUUACCAAAAAACCUGGGCCUGUUCAAGGGCAAGUCACCCGCAUUGGGGGGCGUAAAAGGUUUCCAAUGGAUAAAAAGAUGCAUUCCUUCUCUGCACCGAACAAGAUCAAUGAAGUAGGAGUUGAGGAUAAGGCAGCUGGGUCCUUUGUGGACCGACAUAAGUUGUUUGAAGUGUCCUGCAAACCAGUUCUCCAAAAGCCCAUUCCAAACCAAACCCUGCUAAGCCCCACUGAAGACCACAGUGAGAAAAAGUCUAGAUUAACUGAAGACAGUGAAAACAUCAGUCAGUCGCCCUUAAAACAGAGUAAAUCAAGUCAUGCUGACCUUAAUACAGAAGAGCAACAACAACUUGGUACAUUUGCGGAAUAUGAAGCUACAUGGAAAAUGCAGAAGAAGCUAGUGGAAAGAAUAACAACAGGCAGAUAUCAUUCAGUUGAAAACAACCUGGACUCAGGCUUUGAGGAAUUCAACUGCAGAGUGUGUAUUCAUGAAAGAUCCUGUUCCUCCCCUUCUGCAGAAUUCUACGGACAGAAAAUUCCUCUGCCACCCAGAAAGUCUCUUGUUGAAUCUCCACCUGAUCCCAAAGACCAACAGGACAAACGUAUCCCUAGUGUAUCCGAAAAAGAGCAUGGUCCACCCAGCAACUCCAAGCCUCUAAAGUCCUUCACACGGAAUGUUCUGAAAAGUGAUGCAGAUCCCCUUUCCUCCAACCAGAAAUCCAGACUUGAUAACAGGCAUUCUUCACCAUUCUUCUCACAUCAUUUCCAGGUUCCAGUGUCAAGGCAGCUGUUUCCUAAAAACAAAAGUCCUGAACCGCCAAGGUCUGCCCAACCCAGACAGCAGGAAACUACAUGCCAUUUCAGCGCCUCUCAGGAAGUUAGGAUUCAGACCAAUUCCCCUGAGCCAAAUCAGAGACAAUGUCCUUCAGAACAUCUGGAGAAAGACAAAAGCCCAACUGCUGCAACAGAGGACAAUCAGAGAUCAGACACCGAGGGGAUGUUAUCACACAUGCUAUGUCUUUUAGGCCAUUCCUCCAUUUCUUCCAAACAGAACAUUGACCUGACAGUAACCUCAGCCAACAGAACGGGUUCUCCUUCUCUUCGGUUCCUUCUACAGAGGCUCACAGAUGAACCAUCUGCAGCUGUGCAGAAAAGGGAUCCAUGCAGGGUGGAGGACAAUUUGGCAUCAUCAGUGUCAUUAGUGAGCAGUUCGUCGUAUUAUAGCACAUCUGCACCUAAAGCAGAGCUGCUCAUAAAGAUGAAGGACAUGCAGGAACACACGGAGGAACAGGAUUCAGAGGACGAACUUGAUUAUGACCUUUCCAACAAGAAGCAAGAGUUGAUUGACAGCCUAAGUAAGAAGCUGCAGGUGCUUCGAGAGGCUCGUGAAAGCCUGCAGGAAGAUGUGCAGGACAAUAACAUCCUGGGAGAGGAAGUGGAGGCCACUGUAUUGACCGUAUGCAAACCCAACGAGCUGGAGAAGUUCUGCAUGUUCGUCGGUGACCUGGAGAAAGUGGUCAGUCUGCUUCUGUCUCUGUCCGGUCGAUUGGCCCGCGUGGAAAACGCCUUGAACAACCUGGAGGAGGGAAUAUCACUGGACGAGAAGCACACUUUGACUGAGAAGCGCAAACUGCUGAUUCGCCAGCAUGAAGACGCAAAAGAGCUGAAGGAGAACUUGGACCGAAGGGAACGUCUGGUUUAUGAGAUUCUGGCCAGUCACCUCAACGAAGAGCGUCUCGCAGACUACCAGCACUUCGUCAAAAUGAAGUCAGCGCUCAUCAUUGAGCAGCGUAAACUGGAGGAUAAGAUCAAACUGGGUGAAGAGCAGCUCAGAUGUCUGAAGGACAAUCUGUCGCUGGACCAGAGACUUCUGUACUGAACGCUGGACUGAACCAUAUUAAGUUCAGCCUCUUGUUGGAAACGACUCUAAGCAGAAGUAUUUCAUAUCUGCUUGUGUGCAUUGGUGAAGAAUUUCAACUCUGCUUUAAAAGUACUUUUCAAGUGUCUGUACUUUAUCAAUGUUUUUCUUUAGAUAACUUAACUUCAUAACAUUCCAAAGCAUAAUAUUGUACUUUUCACUGCGCUAUGUUUCAUAUU
Molecule: messenger RNA, 4612 nt
Organism: Carassius carassius (crucian carp)
Lineage: Eukaryota; Metazoa; Chordata; Actinopteri; Cypriniformes; Cyprinidae
Product: protein Shroom2-like
Exons: 8
Coding region: 594-4394 (1266 amino acids)
Biological process (GO): actin filament organization
Cellular component (GO): apical plasma membrane; cortical actin cytoskeleton; adherens junction
Molecular function (GO): actin filament binding
Source: RefSeq, a predicted model, not a curated record